GUCCGCCCCUCCUCGCCCCGCGGCUCCGCGCUAGCCAGCGGGGCUCGCCAGCAUCCUCGACAGCCCUCGACGUGACAGUUGUGCGGAGAGGGCAUGGCCUUGGCCCUUGACCGGCGGGCGGACCCCCUGAACCUGGGUGGCGGCUGGGCCUCGCCGUCGGCUCUCCCUCCCUGGUCCCCGUGCCACCGACGGAGGAGGAGCACCGCGAUGUCGCGGCGGCGCCACUGUUCGGGCCCCAAGCUGGAGUACGAGGAGCUGCGGAAGCAGGCCAAGCACCAGCACGACCCGGGCCCGCCGUGGCCCCAUGCGCAGCGGCGCCCCGAGCGCCCGGCCAGCCCCAGCUGCUGGGGCCCCGGGGCCUGCUGGACCCCCGGCCCGUGGCGCUGCCCUCCCGUGGAAGUGUGGAAGCCGCCGGGCCGCGUGCAGGUGGUGCGGGUGUACGGGCUGCGGCCUCCCUGUCCGUGCUGCUGCUCCUGCUGGAGCGCCCCCGACAAGCCCGCUCCUGGGCGGCUCUACCGCAAGAAGAAGAAGAAGCGCUGGGGCAGGAAGGGCCGCGGCGUGCGGCGCGGCCCCCGGCGGGCCCCGCAGAGCAGCCCGCCCGUGGACCUGAGCGCCCUGCUGCGCCCGGUCAACCUGUACGGCCGCCGGGCGCCCGGCAUGCGCGCCCCGCGCAACACCACGCAGUUCAUCAUGAACCAGGUCUACGAGGACAUGCGCAAGCAAGAGAAGCAGGAGCGGCAGCAGGAGGCCCUGCGGGCCCGGCAGGCGGCGGCCGCGGCGGCGGCGGCGGCGGCGGCGGCCCAAGGGCAGGCCCCCGAGGCCGCGGGGGAGGACCGCGCGUCCCCCCCGGACAGCGCCGGGGCGCACCGGCCCGGGCGCAGAGCCGAGCAGGAGGACCAGCAAAUGCAGCUGCUGCAGGAAACCUUCUACAGCUUCGUCCAGAAGCAGCUCUACUGCCUCGUGCCCAGUCCCGAGCGUGAGGAAGAGGAAGAAGAGGAGCGGUAUGGAGAGGAAGAGGAAGAAUCGGAGGAGGGGGACGAGGACGAAGAGUUCAAAGAUGAGAAUGAGGAAGAAGAGCUGAAAGAGUAUGGCAAUGAGGAGGAGGUUGAGGAGGAGGAGGAAGAGGAGGAGGAGGAGGAAGAAGAGGAGGAGGAGGAAGAGCAGGAAGAGGAGGAGAUGGAGGAAGAAGAGGACUACCAGGAGGAAGAGCAGCAGGAAGACGAAGACCAACAAUCUCUAGAGAGCCCUCUCACCAGCCCAUUAACACCUGAAGAAGAGCCAGAAAUCAUUUUGAACUGUGAUUUUUUAACCCGGGAGCGUAGAAUUCUCCAGAAGCUUCAAGAAGGAUGCCCUAUGAUUGUGCAGAAAGUUCUGUGUUAGACUGAGGAGAGGGAUGGAUGAAUAGGAUGGAACUGAUUCUUUGGCUAAAAUGAAAUUAGCAGCUAAAAAAAAUCUAAUAUAAAAGUGAGUUCCAUGAAUAAAUAUUAUCUAUGCACACCCCUCCUUUGUAAAAUUGUA
This is a messenger RNA of Sarcophilus harrisii (Tasmanian devil), 1518 nucleotides long. RefSeq names its product coiled-coil glutamate rich protein 1 (gene CCER1). NCBI's taxonomy places the organism in Eukaryota, Metazoa, Chordata, Mammalia, Dasyuromorphia, Dasyuridae. The transcript is spliced from 2 exons. The coding region runs from base 94 to 1380 and encodes 428 amino acids. The record is from RefSeq and is a predicted model, not a curated record.